This is a messenger RNA of Phascolarctos cinereus (koala), 1064 nucleotides long. NCBI's taxonomy places the organism in Eukaryota, Metazoa, Chordata, Mammalia, Diprotodontia, Phascolarctidae. The record is from RefSeq and is a predicted model, not a curated record.
GCCCUGGCGUCCUGCCCCUCGGCUCCCGGGCUGAGAAGCGAACUCGUGAUAUAAAUUCUAGGGGUGCGUGAAUGGGUCGAGGGGGAGGCAUCGCCCCUCCAGUUCCGACGGUUGAUGCUGUAGGCUGCCACCGACCCCGGAUCGGGCUCCAGCUCGGGUCCUGACCCUGCUCCCACGAAGGGGACGGAGCGCCCACUAAAGGUGAGGGGUGUGGGUUCUUGGAAUCCUGUCCAGCGUUCUGUUGUGGGAACUGCAUCUUCAAAUUUUGUUGCUCAGAUGUGCUGAAGAAGAUUGAUGACAACAUUCUGUGCCCUGGGGAGAGAUCAAUAAAGUGGGAAGAAAAAGACAAGAAAAUGACGUUUGACUUUGACCACAGCCCCCCACCAGGGGGAGGAGAGGAGAGACGGUGCCGGCUGCCCAAGGGGAAGAUUAUAGGAAGUGCUUCAGCAUGUAGUAGGGACAAAGAUGGGUUUCGGGACAUUCGUGGGCAUUGGAGCAACCAUCUUUGUGCUCAUUGUGGUCACCAUCAUCCUCUGUUUAACGUGUUCCUGCUGCUGUUUGUACAAGAUGUGCCGAAGGCCCAGACCUGUGGUGACAACCACGUCGACUACUGUGGUCCACUCUGCAUACCCACAGCAGCAAGGUGUGCCACCUGGUUACCCUGGGGCCAUGUACCAAGGCUACCAACCUAUGCCUGUCCAGCCUGGGAUGCCAGUUGCGCCUUAUCCAACGCAGUACCCACCACCCUACCCUGCCCAGCCUACUGGACCUCCUGCCUACCACGAGACUCAGUCUGCAGGUGCUGGAGCGCCAUACCCAAUCAGCCAACCUCCAUACAACCCUGCAUACAUGGAGCCUCCAAAGACUGCCUAUUGAGUUGCUUCUGAGCUGUGCCCCUGAAGGCCCCCCGCCCCUUUUCCUCCUCUUCCUGCCUAUCACUGUGUGUUUGAGCAUGUGGGAAUGUGUGUCUGUGUCGUCUUCUCUUCUCCCAAGUAAAUGCAAGCUGUAUGUUGUACUUGUAACAUUCUGUUUCCCCACAAUAUAUGGGCCGGGAUGAGAGACAG